This is a messenger RNA of Vanderwaltozyma polyspora DSM 70294, 309 nucleotides long. Its product is annotated as Tkp4 protein. The record is from RefSeq and is a predicted model, not a curated record. The transcript has a single exon. Bases 1 to 309 code for a protein of 102 amino acids. NCBI's taxonomy places the organism in Eukaryota, Fungi, Ascomycota, Saccharomycetes, Saccharomycetales, Saccharomycetaceae.
AUGGUUCGUUUUAUGUUUCAUGUCGAAUAUGUUGUAUCUUAUUCGGUAAUUGUAGCCGCAUUAUUAGUCUGGGGGUUACUAUCCAAUACUGAAUCUCAGAUAGCAAUUGUUGCAACUUUGACUUGGAGACGCUGGGAUAAUGUUCAUGUCACUAUCGACUGUAUUUCGUACAAGGUGUAUGUAUUGACUUCUUCCGUAUACAUAAAAGGAACAACUCUUCAGUUCCGAUAUAUAAGGCUAUUUAUGUUAUAUAGACUACUCUGUUACAAGAGGAGGAGCGAGUUACCAUUCACAAGACCUCUGCAAUAG